This is a messenger RNA of Apis mellifera (honey bee), 2880 nucleotides long. Its product is annotated as protein pangolin, isoforms A/H/I/S. Lineage: Eukaryota; Metazoa; Arthropoda; Insecta; Hymenoptera; Apidae. Gene Ontology annotation, cellular component: beta-catenin-TCF complex. The coding region runs from base 1453 to 1809 and encodes 118 amino acids. The record is from RefSeq and is a predicted model, not a curated record. Gene Ontology annotation, biological process: regulation of transcription by RNA polymerase II; canonical Wnt signaling pathway. The transcript has 4 exons. Gene Ontology annotation, molecular function: RNA polymerase II cis-regulatory region sequence-specific DNA binding; DNA-binding transcription factor activity, RNA polymerase II-specific.
CAGUCGGCACCGAGCAUCCAGGCAGAGCACAUCGAGCCAUCGGAGUCGGGGCGAGAUACGCAACACGCACCUCGGAACGUAACCACGGGCACGAUGGCCGUCCGGCGCGUGCACCGUCAACAACAACAGCAAGAACAACAGCAACGUCGUCACCGUCGUCGUGGUGCCGUAUUUGUCGCGCGUGUUCUUCAUAUUUACCUGCAUACGGAAUCGAAACAACAUCUGCAGCAGGAUCGCGCGCUCGCUAAGGCAUCGUGGCCACCAUCGUGCGGAUACGUGGCGCGCGGACUAUGCGCCUGAUGCACGCAAUAAGAAACGAAAGAAAAAGAGAAAAAAACACACAAUACACACAUACACGACGACGACGUACGGAAAGUUGCUGGCAGCGCGCGCGUUAAAUAACGACACACACCACGGGGUCCAGGGGCCAUUCUAAAACACAACUCAACCUACAUCGCACACGUUCUACCGUUACCUUUUCCUUAUCCCCUCGUUUUCCAUCGGUUGUGUGUAUAUCGCACCUCCUUCACUCCUCUCUAGUGUGUGCCGGCCUUCCCACGCGGUCCUCGUAUCUUCGCCGAGAUUACGUUUCGGUUAAUACGCAAAGAAACACGCGUCGGCCGUUAAAUUUUCAGGCUCGUUGCCGGCCUGUUUGUCGUCUAUAUCUUUCUCGCGUGUCUCGUUUGUGAUCAAUGUGAUUGUCCUUCAAGCGUAAUAACCAUUUUUGUGUUUUGACUGGUGGUGCGUUCUAUUUCGUGUUCUAAGAAAUUUCAUCUUAUCACAGCGUUUAUUUGUAUACUUGCGGUGCAACGUUCUCAUUCUGUGCCCUUCACGAGAAAAGGGAAGAAAGAAAAAGUGUGUAUCGAAUAGAAGCCUAACCUCCUCCGUCGACGACGGUGGCGACGGUGGUGGAGGCGAAGGUGACGGUGACGGUGAACCGUUUCUCUGUGCUCUGUGUUAUCCAUUUCAAUUUUUUCGUAUUCUACGUUCUUGUGCGAUACUAGUGACAGAGAAGACCGAGGGAAGAAGUGUGUCUGUCUGUCGCGUCGGUGGCGUUCUUUCAUCGCGUUAGUCUCGUGUGCGCGUGACAAAGGAGCACAUAAUUGUGCAAGCGAGAGAAAGAUAGCGUGCAACGCUGUUCCGACGGAUCAUCGUCGACUCGGUUAUAAAGAAGAGAAGAGAAGAUAAGAGAAGAAGAGAAAUACGGAGCAGUGUCGCGUCUUCUGUUCGAACGCGUGUUUUGUCGUUUUCGGUUAGUCGCUUGCUUGUGUCGUAUCCCGCGUCAUUCUGGAAUUCAUGCUGCAUCGAGGACCAAAUUUCAAAAUUCCCGCGUCAGCCGUAUCGGCUGCAUAACCUCUUUUUCUUCCGUGAUUCGAGGCGGACACACCUCUCGUGUUAAGUCGCCGAACGACAAAGACAGGAAAGACGGUGGCCGUCGCUCGGCCAGCAAUAAUGCCGCACGUGAGCAGCAGCGGCGGCGGCGACGAUCUCGGCAGUGAAGACGAGGUCAAGGUCUUCAAGGAUGAGGGCGAGGACGAGAAGAGGUCCUCCGAGAACCUCACGGAGGAGAAAAGUUCCCUCAUCGAUCUCACAGAAUCUGAGGAAAAGGGCUCGCUUGCUGGUGGAAGUUACUCGACGACAGGCAAGACAUCAGCGAGAUCUGAUCUCAGCCCCGUCUUCGGUAAGGUGGACCCGACGCCACAUACCUCAUCGUUCAACAUGGGCUACCUCGUCUCGCCGUAUCCUUACCCCAAUGGCGCCGGAGGACCCAUUCCCGUGUCUAUGGUGAGUCAACUCGCGUUAUCUUAACGAAGCCGAUGCCGUGUACAGCCCAUACGGUACCCCGUAAGUAAUUAUUCGAAAGCGCAAGAGCUAUUCACCUCGGUCGGGCCAACUAGUUCUAUUAGCCAGGGACAGGAAGCCGGUAGAACGCGGCUCUAUCAGCUCUUCCGCGGAUUGACUCGCGCCGCGCGGCUUGUGGCGCCCAUAAAUCCCGCCUCUGCGAUUUUCAAACCGCCCGGCGUGGCGGGCUGCGCCUCGUUGAAUGGCGAAAUCGCGAUCAACGUCGACGAGGCCUCUCCAUAUCUAGAUCCAGAAACUAUGCGGCUCAGAGAGAGAGACUCAAAGCAACCGGAUUAACACGUCGACUUUUCGCGCUCACAGGCUUUUCUCCAUCCGCGGUGUUGCCCUGAUUCGAUCGAAUUUUCUUGGGAAAUUAUUAUAAAUUAUAUAAAUUGGAAUUCCGCGACAUUGGAGUCGUUUCUUUUUAUCUUUUAAAGAUAAAAAUUAUUGUUUGUCGCUUUCUAAUUUUAUUCGAGUGAUAUUUGGAAUUUUUAUUACAAGGAGGAGGGGAUGAUUUUUGACUCGGGAAUAAAUUGAUAAAUUUGGAAGAAAUUUAAGAAAUUUAAAAAGUAUUAAGAGAACGUGUACAACGUUCGUCGAGUUAUUUGAAAGUGAUUUCCCAGAGAAGAAAGAUUAUUAUGAUGGUAAACGCGUGAAGGGUUCCGUAACCUUUUCGGCACUCUGGUAAUUUGUACCCCAUUAAACGAAAGAAAGAAGAAGAAGAAGAGGAGGAGGAGCAAGAAAAAGAAGAAAUACCAGUUUCUAACACACUGACGGAGGACCUGAUAAUUCAAGCUUCAUUCAUAAGUUGUUUCACUAAAACAGGUCCCAGAAGGAUGAUUGUAACUUUCGUGUUUCCCCUAAAAAAAAAAAGAAGAAGCGAACGAGAGAAAAUUAUAUCCAUCGAAACUAGAAAUCAUCAGCUUCUCAACUUUCUCGAGCCCCCUAACAAUCUUGAUUUCAUUCAAAAGUAGUCUGAAUUAUGUCCGUGGGAAUGGGAAGGAAUAGGGUCCAAGUUCCUAGUUCGCAGGUAUACUA